AUGGACAAGCCACCAAACAUAUCGACCGGCUCGUCGGAAGCACCUAGUGGCGGUCGGAAUGCGCACCCCACGUUCUCCCGCGAAUCCUCUGCAAGCACGGCAACCAUAACGCCAAUGACCGAGUCUGGUCCCUCCAGACUCACGUCCCAGACCUCUGCCAUGUCCGCCUCGUCGUCCACCGCCCCAUCCCCCUCCCCAUCAUCACGCGAGCCCUCUCCGACCAGGCCGCUGUCGCGGACCGCAACCUCGCGCACCUCGUCCGCGAAUUCGGGACUCAGCUCGAGGAAGAAUAGCCAGCAAGAUCUCAGUCCUUCGCGAUCCGGGAGGCAGGCCAACCCUGCGCCAGCGCCGACAUCCAAGACCCUGUCGACUGCUAAUACCCCUACGCUCCUCCCGUCCGCGUCGGAUUUGAGCUCGAAUGUGGGCGCGCCCGUCAAGUCCCCCACGACCAUGGAGCAUCUGCGAGAGUCGCCGAGAUGGCCCGUCUCUCCGAGGUUGCGAUCCCCGCCGCCCAUCCUCCACAAGCCGAACAUGGGGCUGCCGAGGAGGCCAGAACCGGAGGCGCCCCUGAUUAAUGUCCAGCGCGCCACCCCGCCGGUAGGACCACCCGCCGACUUGCCACCUGACACAGACCCGGAAGAUGCCCAGCCCUUGACCGGUAUGAAGACACCAGCUCGCGGCGGAGGCGGGAGCACAUCGACUUUGGAAACUGUGCAGGAAGUAAGCCCGAUAGGGUCUCCGGGCCAGGAGGAAUCGAUACAAGAGAAGCUCGACGGUAGCUUCGUUUCGGAGGCCUCCCAAGCAGAUUCCGUCGGCCUUGGUUUCUCGAACAAUGCAGCAGGGAGGACAACCGCCAUUGUCAGCGACAGCGAGACCGACAACGUCGCAGCUGGACGGCGGAGCGGAGCCGUCAGCGCGCCGCCUCUGACCACCAGACAGUCGAGCACAUGUAUCAAGCAAACUGUCACCAAGACCAAGACUGGCGAGCCAUCGUUGCAGAGCAUGACAGUCGAGACCGAGACAGUAACGUCGAUCCCACAAGCCCCGCUUGUCCCAGGGACAGGAGCCCAGGGGUCCAGUGUCAGCCUGCGCACAAAGGCGAGCACAGAGACGAUACGACCAAAGAAGGAAAAGAAAAGGCCGCCGCGGAAGCAACCCACCGUGACGGCUGGCAACGGUGAGCCACCACGUUCAACUGCUUUAUUCCCUAGGUUGCGCUAUUAUCAGUCCAUGGGAUCAGUCGUCUCAUCGGCUGAAAAGUGUGUUUCGCCUACGAAAUGUCACCACGACGAAGCAGACAGUCGCUCUCGUCAAUAUCACGCCCGCAGGAGGAGCAUGGUCAUCUCCCACAUGAGUAGCUUACUGACAAGACAUCGCUUAGCCUCGUCCAAGGCGGACAUCUUCGAGGCCAAGGUUGCGAGCGCCGUCGAAGAAGCCAACUCGUCCGACUCCGAGGAGACGUUUGUCUACGAUUCUAACCCCCCAGAUGGCCGCGAGCGACCCAUGAGGUUCCACUCGCGGACCCCUAGCGCCACUUCGAUGGCUAGCCAGAUCGACCGCAGUGGCAUGCGCUCCAUCCAUGCCGUCAUGGACAGCGCCGGCCCGCCACCAGUCAUGAAGAAGAGCAUGAAGUUUGUAAACUCAUCUAACACGAACGGCAAUAGCGACGGCGGUUAUGUCGAUGACGACGGUCGGGGCACAGGGAGGAGCAACGCCGGCUCGGCCCGGGGAACCGCCCGUCACCACCACCAUUUUGGUCGAUGGGGCCGCAACGGCAGUGGCAACGGCCACCCGUCUCUCUUCGCCGAACAUUCUCCCUUCAACGCAUCAGUAGCUACGGGGAAUAUUGGUUCCCGGCAAUCCUCGGGGCCGCCCAGCCCCCGCUUUGCUAACCGCGCUGCUGCAGGGGCGAACGGUAAGCGGGGGACACACCUGACAGCGGGCUACGACCUCGACGACACCACUGGCGCCGACGACGAGAGAACACCACUGAUACAGUCCGGCACGGUUCGAUCGGGGAGGUCAGGCAGGAGUCGCCGGGGGAUGCACUCGCUGCGGUCGAUCGAGGCGCAGACCUACCACCGGGCCCGGCUCUCGGUGCUGAAUCGGUUUGCCAGCUGCCUCGUCCUGACAGUCAUGCUGCUCCUGGUCGUGUCGGGCGCCAUCGGCUUCAUGUUUGCGACAUCGCAGCCGCUCACCGACAUCGAGCUCGUGUCCAUGGAGCACGUCGUCGCGAGCCAGCAAGAGCUCAUGCUCGACCUGACCGUCCGCGCUCACAACCCCAACGUCGUCGUUGUCGUCGUCGACUCUGCCGAUAUCGAAGUGUUUGCCAAGUCACCGCAUGCCAUGACCGACUCGGAGUGGUGGCGCCACACCCAUCCAGGCGAGAUUGGGCCCCCGCCGCCUCGCAGGGUCGGCGAAAACAACGGCGAGAUGAAGAUCAUGGACGCCGACCCGGACCCGCUCCCGCCCGAUGACUCGUCGCCCAACAUGCGUCUGGGCACCAUCACGGGCUUCGACAGCGCCCUGUCGUUUGAGGGAUCAUUCUUCCACAAGGGCAUCUCGUACUCGACGGGAGAGGUGCGGCUCAAGAACCCUGGGAAUGGCACGUACGGCGGGCCGGAACGCUGGGAGCGGAUCAUGGAGGACGAAUUUCAGCUUAUUCUCAAGGGCGUGCUCAAGUAUACGUUGCCGCUGAGCCAGCGGGUCAGGACGGCCACGGUGAGCGGCAAGGCCACGGUUAAACCUAAUGCGGCGAAUGAUCCGCCGGGGUUGAAGCCUAAUUCGACGGUUGGGACGGGGCCGAGCAAGCGGGAGGGGGACGUGUCGAUUUCUUUUGCGGUGGGAUGA
Parathielavia appendiculata is the source of this 2850-nucleotide messenger RNA. RefSeq lists its product as uncharacterized. Lineage: Eukaryota; Fungi; Ascomycota; Sordariomycetes; Sordariales; Chaetomiaceae. Gene Ontology annotation, cellular component: fungal-type vacuole membrane; PAS complex. Gene Ontology annotation, biological process: positive regulation of phosphatidylinositol biosynthetic process; vacuole inheritance; protein localization to vacuolar membrane. The transcript has a single exon. The coding region runs from base 1 to 2850 and encodes 949 amino acids. The record is from RefSeq and is a predicted model, not a curated record.